This is a messenger RNA of Dujonia railenensis, 1239 nucleotides long. The record is from the annotation of a GenBank genome assembly. Lineage: Eukaryota; Fungi; Ascomycota; Pichiomycetes; Serinales; Debaryomycetaceae.
AUGUCUGGAUCCUUGUCUCCACCAUCAGACCAUCAACGUCGCCGUGGAACUUCAGUGGGUAGUAUCAAUCUCGGUGAUAAUACAACCCCGGCCUUAUCUACUAUGCAUCGCUCUAAGUCAUCGAGAAAACGUUCCAAUGCUAGAAUUGAGCAAUUAAGCCAGAAGCUGACACUGGAUUUAGACUUAUUAUCCAAAAUUUGGAUAGCGUCAAGGGAAUUACAGUACAGACACACUUGGAUCGGCCCUCUUGUAGUUUUGCUUGUGACCAUUGGGACCUUCUUAAUACUGUCUCCCGAUUCGUUUAUUCAUCAAUUCCUUGGCAGAGGAAUUGCACUCUCUUACCAAGUCGGUGAGACAGACCAAUAUGGUAAAGGAGCUAACGAUUUUUAUUUUGUUGCUUAUUAUGCUAUCUUUUUUACAUUCUUGAGGGAGUUUGUUAUGUCGAUGGUUUUAAGUCCAUUAACUACAUUUUUUGGAAUUAAGAGGGAAUCCAAGAAAAAGAGGUUCAUGGAACAACUGUAUGCUAUCUUCUAUACUGGAAUUCUGGGACCAUUUGGAUUGUGGAUUAUGCAUGGUUUACCAAUUUGGUUCUUCAACACUACUGAAUUCUAUGUCACUUAUCCUCACUACACCAAUUCAUUUUACUUUAAGAUCUACUAUUUAGGUCAGGCUGCUUAUUGGGUCCAACAAACUGUUGUAUUGGGUUUACAAUUGGAAAAGCCAAGAAAGGAUUUCAAAGAAUUGGUUUUCCAUCAUAUUGUCACUAUUGCCUUGAUCUGGUGUUCGUACAGGUUCCAUUUUACAUGGAUGGGUAUUGCCAUUUACAUUACAAUGGAUGUUAGUGAUUUCUUCCUCUCAUUCUCCAAGACUUUGAACUAUUUGGAUUCACCUUUAACAGAACCAUUUUUCAUUUUAUUUGUCAUUACAUGGAUAUACCUCAGACAUUACAUUAACUUGAAGAUCUUAUGGUCCGUCUUGACUGAAUUUAAGACUGUUGGUCCAUGGGAACUUAAUUGGGUUACUCAACAAUACAAGUGUUAUAUCUCCCAACCAAUUGUUUUCUUUUUAAUCGGAGCUUUGCAAUUAGUUAAUGCCUACUGGUUGUUCUUAAUUUUAAGAAUUUUGUCCAGAUAUAUCAAGGGAAAUGCUCCAAAGGAUGAAAGAAGUGAUGAUGAAGAAGAAGAGGAAGAAGAAGACUCUGAUAAGAAGGAAGCUGUAGAAACAAAGAAAGAUCAAUAA